GUCUGACUCGCUCACUCGUCGUCCGGCGCGCGUCCGAUACAGGAGUCAAGUGUACCCUAUCCUCUCGUUCCUUACACUCUUUAACUUUUUAACACACACAUAUACACGAUGUCUGGACUUGCAGAUCCCGUGGCGUUUGCCAAAGAUUUUAUUGCUGGAGGAGUAUCAGCAGCUAUUUCAAAAACUGCUGUAGCACCAAUUGAACGUGUAAAACUACUUCUUCAAGUGCAACACAUUUCUAAGCAAAUUGCUGAGGACCAACGCUACAAGGGUAUGAUCGAUUGUUUCGUUCGUAUCCCAAAGGAACAAGGAUUCAGAAGUUUUUGGCGUGGUAAUUUUGCCAACGUUAUCCGGUAUUUCCCAACUCAAGCUUUGAACUUUGCUUUCAAAGACAAGUACAAGCAAGUGUUCCUUGGAGGUGUUGACAAGAACACUCAAUUCUUCAGAUACUUCCUUGGAAAUCUCGCAUCUGGUGGUGCAGCUGGAGCCACGUCUCUCUGCUUUGUCUACCCUCUUGAUUUUGCAAGAACCAGAUUGGCUGCAGACGUUGGAAAAGGAGCAGGAGAGCGUGAAUUCUCAGGUUUAGGAAAUUGUUUAACGAAGAUUUUCAAAGCUGAUGGAAUUGGCGGUCUCUACAAAGGAUUCGGUGUAUCGGUCCAGGGUAUUAUCAUCUACCGUGCAGCUUACUUUGGUUUCUAUGACACAGCUCGUGGCAUGUUGCCUGACCCCAAGAAAACUCCAUUCCUUGUUUCAUGGGGUAUUGCGCAGUGCGUUACCACCGUAGCUGGUAUUGUCUCAUAUCCCUUCGACACAGUGCGUAGGCGUAUGAUGAUGCAAUCUGGCAGAGCAAAAUCAGAAAUUCUCUACAAGAGCACAGCUCAUUGCUGGGCAACAAUUGCGAAGAGCGAGGGUACUGGUGCCUUCUUUAAGGGAGCCUUCUCCAACGUUCUCCGUGGUACAGGCGGUGCCCUCGUACUUGUAUUGUACGAUGAAAUCAAGAAUCUUCUCUAAACAAAAUGCAAUUAGGGUCCUUACCUCAUUUUUUCAUUACCAUUUUUCAUUGAGAAAAAAAAAAAUUCAUUUUCCAUUUACCACUUAAAUUUUCUCCCUCCCUCCCUUCUCCCCAAAUCCCCUCCCCCUCAUAAUUUUUUGGAUAUUGAAAGACAAACAGUUACACCGAGUGUUCAAUUAACACGAACUUUGUCAACAAUUUCGUAUAUAAAUUUUUUCUCUCUCUCUUUAUCGGGGUCUGAGAGCGAUUGGUAGCGGCUCAUAAAACGCGUGAAACUCGGCAGAGAAAUAAAAAAAAAAAAAAGAA
This is a messenger RNA of Leptopilina boulardi, 1318 nucleotides long. RefSeq names its product ADP,ATP carrier protein 2 (gene Ant). Gene Ontology annotation, molecular function: ATP:ADP antiporter activity. Gene Ontology annotation, biological process: mitochondrial ADP transmembrane transport; mitochondrial ATP transmembrane transport. The record is from RefSeq and is a predicted model, not a curated record. Lineage: Eukaryota; Metazoa; Arthropoda; Insecta; Hymenoptera; Figitidae. Bases 109 to 1011 code for a protein of 300 amino acids. The transcript is spliced from 4 exons. Gene Ontology annotation, cellular component: mitochondrial inner membrane.